Molecule: messenger RNA, 1314 nt
Organism: Brachypodium distachyon (stiff brome)
Lineage: Eukaryota; Viridiplantae; Streptophyta; Magnoliopsida; Poales; Poaceae
Exons: 4
Coding region: 240-1085 (281 amino acids)
Source: RefSeq, a predicted model, not a curated record
AACCAGCGGCCGCUCGCAGCAUACUAGCCUCAGCCUGCCUACCUAUUUCUCCUCCUCUUCCUCCUCGCCGUCCCCCGUCGUGUGCGAACUCCGGCGAAUUCUCCCCUCCUCCUCCUCCUCCUCCUCCUUCUUCUCUCUAGCUACCCCUCACCCGAGAUCACCGUAGAGCAGAGGACCACAGAGGCGGCGGCGGCUCCGCCCGUGAUGGUCGCCCGCCGCGCUCUGCGGCGGACCCGGACAUGCACAGCCCCUCCCCCACCUCCGCCGCCGCCGCGCCGUCCUCUUCGUCUCCGUCUCAGCUCUCCCCCGCCGAAGGCUUCCUCCGCGGUAAAUUAACUAACAACCCCCCCGUGAAGGAGGGGGUCGACGAGAUGAUCAAGCACGUCGCCAACGAGCCCUCCGUCGGGCUCUACUUCGUCCAGCAGCACGCCCACGCCUCCAUGCCCAUCCUCCUGGACGUUAAGGGGAAGGUUGCAGAAAAAACUCGUGAGGUAACAUUACACACUGAAGACAUAGAGGAUUCUAUUUGCGCUGUGAGGUCCAUGGCUGAGUUUGGACUUCCAAUUGCUGAUGAUAUGAUCAAGGACAUAAAUAGAUCUCUAAUGAUGAUGUCAAAGACCCAACCAAAGAGGGGGUUAAUCCAGAACCCUACUUGGGGGUUCCAAUCAGGCAAAACCUCAGAAGCAUGGGAAGAUGUGGGUGCAACAAACGGUGGAAGCAGCAGGAACUAUUUGUCUUCCAUGUUCAACACGGCAAAGCAAAAGGCAUCCAUCCUGAGAUGGCCGCAGCCCGAUUUCUCAGCAAAUGAUGACGUUAGCGAGAAGUCGGGGUCAUCAGCAGCUCCAGGAUCAUCGAAAGCUGGUAGGCACGGAGCGUCCACACCCUCAGAUGCAGAAAGGGACGACCUCCCCGUCUCAAGCCGGUUGUUAGGAAAUAAUAACGCAGGUACCACGAAUCCGAGCUUGUCUGCUUCUGAUAUCUCCCACAUGGCGGAGAGCUACAACAAGUUCAAAGAAGAACAGGAACUCAAGCUGCAAGAGUGGCUUAGGGAAUCCAAAGAAGCUGAAGAUAACAGGGACUCGUGAGACGGUUCCAUUUGCACGGGCUUUUGUGCCUUUGUUACACUUCCUGCUUAUGGUGGAGCGGAGUUUGUGAAGUUGUGGUGACGAUGAAUAUAGAUGUUCUCUUGUGUUGAACAGAUUGAUGUAAGGCAGAGAGAUCACUUGUGCAGUGUAAAACAGCUAGCCUAAACAUUGAAGCAUGCUAUUAUAAAUAUGCUUCUGGGAGCACGUCAAUAAAAACAUCUUCCAAAAA